AUGUCUGUGUCUAAAGGAGUGUGGUCGAACUUUGCGAAGCGGUCGCCAACUUUGGCGCUACGCAACAAGGCUCUUCGGACGGCCUUGCUGAGUCCUGGUCUUCCGCAUGGCCCAGUUUCCUUGAAGUCGAAAGCGAGCAGAAGGAAAUACCAAUCGAUCGAAGGUCUUGACCAAAUCUACCCGCUGGCAUACGAGGUUUUGGAGAAGCGCAGUGAGGACAUAUACGCCAAGAUUGACAGCCUCGACAAGAACAGUCCAACGUACGCUGAGCAGAAAGAGAAACUCGAAAUCUCGGCUGAAAAGUACAAUCCUGAGGUUGUGUAUAUGGCAGAGUACAUGAAAAAUAGCCUUGAUAGAACCCAGCCCGUUUUCAGACACUACCUGAAAAAAGCAUGGGAGGGCUACUCCAAGAUGCUGCUCAUGCAAAGACUAGAGACUUUGGCUGUUAUCCCAGACACACUGCCUACCCUGGAGCCAGAGGUGGAGGUCAAACUAAAGUUCCCACACAAUAACCAAGAUAGAUGGAUAGAACCGGGGACUUUACUCUCGUCAAACGUUACCAAAAUGCCUCCGUCGCUCGAAGUGAUUGAGUUCAAAGAGACUACCGGUGACCUGUACACUGUCUUGAUGGUCGAUCCGGACACUCCAGAUCUCGCUCAAGACAGCUACUCUACUACGCUUCUCUGGGGAGUGAAGGACGUUAAACUUUCCAACAGCGACUGCAUGAUUGACGCCAAGAAAUUGAUGCAAAAUGAAGACUGCGAGUUCGUCGAGUACCUGCCUCCCGUUUGUGAGAAAAACACAGGAAAGCACAGGAUCGCGUUUUGGGUGUUCAGGCAGGAUGGUCCGCUCGCCAACGCUCCAAAAGGACUCAGAAGAGAAUUCUUCAAGAUCAGACAGUUUGUCGAGGACAAUAAGCUCACACCGGUUGGAGCGCAUGUCAUUCGUACCUUGUGGGACAGGAACACAGAGAACGUGAGAAAGAUGUACGGUCUUCCCGAAGGACGUGUUUUCACGAAGGAGCGUGUGCCGUACUUGAAGAAGUGA
This is a messenger RNA of Ogataea haglerorum, 1047 nucleotides long. RefSeq lists its product as uncharacterized. Bases 1 to 1047 code for a protein of 348 amino acids. The transcript has a single exon. The record is from RefSeq and is a predicted model, not a curated record. Lineage: Eukaryota; Fungi; Ascomycota; Pichiomycetes; Pichiales; Pichiaceae.